AGCUGGAGGAAGCAGCGGCGGUGGCCACGAUGAGCGCGGGCGACGCUGUGUGCACCGGCUGGCUCGUCAAGUCGCCCCCUGAGAGGAAGCUGCAGCGCUACGCAUGGCGCAAGCGCUGGUUUGUCCUCCGGCGGGGUCGCAUGAGUGGCAACCCAGAUGUCUUGGAGUACUACAGGACCAAGCACUCCAGCAAGCCCAUCCGCGUGAUAGACCUCAGUGAAUGUGCUGUGUGGAAACAUGCAGGCCCUGGGUUUGUUCGUAAGGAAUUUCAGAACCAUUUUGUGUUCAUUGUCAAGACCACUUCCCGUACAUUCUAUCUGGUGGCCAAGACUGAAGAAGAAAUGCAGGUGUGGGUGCACAGCAUCAGUCAGGUCUGCAACCUUAGUCAUCUGGAGGGCAGUGGAGCAGAUUCCAUGGAGAGCCUCUCUCGCAUGCCCUCCUCCCUCAGGCCAUCCCCUGCCAGCUCUCUUCAUGCUGUCCAUGCUGCCAGCUCCUCUCUGCCAAGAAGUAACCCAAGCACCAAUACCAUGACCACUGAGGAAACCAGAAGUGAGUCAGAGUUUCUCUUCCUUCCUGAUUAUCUGGUCCUGUCCAACUGUGAAACUGGAAGACUGCACCAUACCAGUCUUCCCACCAGAUGUGAUAGCUGGUCAAAUUCAGACCGCUCAUUGGAACAAACUUCAUUUGAUGAUGUUUUCGUUGAUGGCCUUCAGCCACUACCCUCCAAUAGCUUGGUCUACCCCUCACGCCAUGGGAAUGGAUCUCAGGAGACGCCGUCCAUGAGGCCCCAGCCUCCUGUGAUCUGGAACAGAGAAAUCAACUGUCCACCUAGGGAUCACUUGUCUUCUUUACCACAGUUGGAAACAGCCUUAAAUCCCCCUAUUCAUGGGGAUAAAAAACAAGGUUUUUUGCCCCAUGGAGCAAAAGAACUAGACAUUAUGUCCAACAGCCCACCUCCCCGUCCCCCUAAGCCAAGUUAUCUCUCUGAACGGCGCCAAGAAGAGCAGGCCCUAUGGCAUGGGCAUGGUAAGAAGCCAGAAUGCAGUGUGGUGCCAAGAAGAAUCUCUCUCUCUGGUUUAGAUCACAUGAGAACUUGGAAAGCUGACAUAGAAGGCCAAUCCUUAAGACACCGAGACAAGCGGCUUAGUUUAAAUCUGCCAUGUAAAUUUUCUCCAGUGUACCCUGCAAUUUCAGCCAGUGCUGAAGAUGGCUAUGUGCCCAUGAGUCCCAAGUUCACUGCCUCUGGUCUUGGACCCCACUGCAGCCAGGAUGACUACAUUCCAAUGAGCUCAGGAAGCAUCUCAAGCCUACUGCCUGAGUUACCUGCAAACUUGGAGCCUCCUCCAGUGAACAGAGACCUUAAACCUCAAAGGAAAGCGCGGCCACCUCCCCUGGACCUGAGGAACCUCUCCACCAUCCGGGAACAUGCAUCUCUAGCCAGGACCUGCACUGUGCCUUGCAAUCGAACCAGCUUUCUCUCUCCAGAAAGAAACAGUAUUAAUUCUGCAAGAUUUUUUGCCAAUUCUGUUACCAGAGAAGAGGAAGAAAGCUACAUCCAAAUGGAGGAGCACAGAAUGGUCAACUCCCUGAGCAGUGGUGCUCUUACAUGGACAAAGAAAUUCAGCCUAGAUUAUUUGGCUCUGGACUUCAAUUCAGCGUCACCAGCUCCUGUGCAACAGAAACUUCUUUCAGAAGAGCAAAGAGUAGACUAUGUCCAGGUGGAUGAGCAGAAGACACAGGCUCUCCAGAGCACGAAGCAGGAGUGGACGGAUGAAAGGCAAUCCAAAGCGAUGGAGAACAGAAGGGUCUCAGCCUGCAAGUUGGGAAGGCCAAAAACCCAGGAAUUCUGAGAAGUUAAACUUUCCUUGGGGAAGAAGGAGUCCUGAGCCCAGCACACAGCCUAGCCAUCAAGGCACAAAGCAACCCACUUGGAGUUACUGUAUGAGCCACUUCAUUGUAAAGCAAAUGUCACUUGAAUCAUGACCUACAAGUCUAAGUACAAACUGAAGGUUCCUCUCCAGCCUGUUUUCCUUCUCUUAAUAGUCUUCUCAAUUCCCAUUCCUACCAUAUCUGUACCUACAAUCACACCAAUUUUUCAAAAAAUCACUUUGCUUCUUACUGUUUUGUUUCUGGAAUUAAUAAAGGUCUUAUAAGGGAAAAUAAUGACUUAAGUUCUCUUUAAUUUGUUUGAAGUGAUGACAUUCAAUAUAAAUGAGGAGGACCAUGUUUAGAAAGCUGAGUGUUAUAAAUAGGCUUUAUUACUGUUUUCAAGUACACCAAAUUUAACUGGACUCAUGUGCAAUGACCUACACAAAAUUUGGCUGCAAAUAGUUGAGCAGGUGGCUUAAUUAGUAAUGUAGUAUAUUUGCUCAGCCAAACAAUAUCUUGACAUCCUUUUCCUCCUUCAGAAACUAGCUUCAAUAAUUAGCAGGAAAAUCUACUGCUCUUCCUGACACUACAUAUAGCAUGACCUUUGUCCUCCAUUUUUACAUGAGCAAAACAGGAGCCCUAGGCCUGUCUCUCCCCUGGAAUGAUCUCUUUCACUUGUACCUCCCUUUUCUUCAUGGCCAAGGCUCCUAGCAGCCCUGGGUUCUAUGUCAGUGGCAUCUCUAGGCUGUGAUACAUGUUAGAAACUGGGCUCCAGUUUAGAGCCAACAGGCUAAAGGUAUAGAGAAGACAACCAUGACUAGUACUGGUGCUGAAAGAAAGAGAAACCACUGGUCAGUAUAAGGCCAACUGUAAACACUGAUAUACAUGUUCCAGAAUAGAUUGGCCCACAAAGCAGACCAGAGAAACAGGAACCUCAAAAUGUAAGUCAAUUGC
Molecule: messenger RNA, 2823 nt
Organism: Perognathus longimembris pacificus (Pacific pocket mouse)
Lineage: Eukaryota; Metazoa; Chordata; Mammalia; Rodentia; Heteromyidae
Gene: Gab3
Product: GRB2 associated binding protein 3
Exons: 11
Coding region: 30-1850 (606 amino acids)
Source: RefSeq, a predicted model, not a curated record